Messenger RNA from Anopheles stephensi (Asian malaria mosquito), 4287 nucleotides. Its product is annotated as mitochondrial thiamine pyrophosphate carrier-like. NCBI's taxonomy places the organism in Eukaryota, Metazoa, Arthropoda, Insecta, Diptera, Culicidae. The record is from RefSeq and is a predicted model, not a curated record. Gene Ontology annotation, biological process: thiamine pyrophosphate transmembrane transport. Bases 1671 to 2594 code for a protein of 307 amino acids. The transcript has 2 exons. Gene Ontology annotation, molecular function: thiamine transmembrane transporter activity. Gene Ontology annotation, cellular component: mitochondrial inner membrane.
UGUCACAGCAGCUUACAGCGCGUAAACAAACGAACCAACACUUCAUGCGCAGUAUCGCAGCUUCCUGUAACCCCGAAACACACACAAACAAUCGUCCGUGUAAUAACCGACAUCGAGGAUGGGUGGUGGAUGUGUUUGCCUUCACGCGAUGCAUUAAAAUUGCCCGCGACCUUGCGUUUUUUAGUAUUGUUGGUGGGAUUGACGUAUGGACCGGACACCGUGUACCGGAAUCGAAGGUAAGCAGAAAAGCGCACAGAAGGAAUGCGUCGAUAGUGAACGCACGUUUACGUAAACACGUACGCCCCUGCCUGUGGAGUGAAGCCUUUUACGCCUCUGGGCAGGUUGUUUGUUUACAUGGUUUUUACUCUUCGCGAGCAAAACCGGCUACGACGACGCUUAUGUCACACCGUGGUGCUGGUGCUGUGUGUGUGUGUCACGUUGAUUUGAACGGUGUGUGAAAAUAGACUCGCGCUGUGCUAUUAAUAGCGGCGCACAUGGUGAAAUUGUGUUGUGUUGUUGUUGUUCUGCUUGUAGCAGCAGGCAAACGCGUCAAAGCCCACCGAAAAUAAAGCUGUCUAGCUAGAAGUCGACGAAUCGUGUACAGAACGGUUAAUAGGAGAUGCACACUGCAACCUUUUGCUCCGUACCAGAGUCGCGCCCGUGUGAAGGCCAUCUUCUUCUUCGCACCAUCCCCUAAACGCGGCUGCUGAGAUAGUGUAACGGUACACACACGUAAGCGACAUUGUAGUCGUCGUAAGGGCAAGAGUAAAGGGAAAAGCGACCAAAACCUCACCAAACUAACCGCUCGCAAUCGAUGAUGGGCGGUGGAGAGGACGACGAGCAACGAUCGCACGACUGCACCUUGAAACGUACGUGAGAGCCGAUGAUAAGGGUGAAGGUGACAGACACCACCCGCCGCAGCUCAUCCCAUUCAGGCGAAGAAAACAAGUGCCACAUGAAGCGGACGCGGUACAUUCGACAGUGUAAUGGAAGUUUCGGCAUUGGUGUCGUUGCCGUUUCCGCUGUUUCGGCGUCCCAACGAACGUAAGGUGUGCGGCAGGUGGUGCGGUGACGGUGGACUAACAACGGUGGCACAUGGUGGUAGCAGCAGCAACAGCAGCAACAUUAUCUAAAUUCUAACCUCGUCAACUACGGCGACUCUGCAGGCGACUAGACUAAGACAACGUACGUGAAAAAAGAAGGUGGUGACGAUGAUGAUAUAACAACCCCAUUUUUCGGGCAACACAAUGUGCAGAGUGUGAAAAUCGGAACGGUGCUCCAAAAAAUUCGGUUCUGCUGUGCUUCGGAUACGUGUUGGCCCCUCCGGAUUUUAGCGGGUAGUGUACUUUCUGUGUGCCCCCGUCGUGUGUGAGUGCGUGUGUGUGUGGAAGGAUUACAAGCAGAGCUCGCGGUCUGGACAGGCACUCAAGGUAGUUGAAAGGAAAUGUGCGUGCAAGCGGCGCCACUCUAACCUUGAAUUGUUUCUAAAAAGUGAACCAUUAUUUUGAAAUGCGAUUAUUUGGCGUUUAAAUAUUACCGAUCGAGUGUGUGCGCGCGCGCGUGUGUGUGUGGCUCUGGUAGUCUCUGUGUGCGUGUGUUUGUUUGUGUGGAUCUGCGACUUUUGCGGUUACGCUCGUUGCGUAGCAACGCACAAGAAGAGAACGUUAGCAAUGGAUCGCGAUAAAAACGAUACGUCGUCCAAUUCGGGCAUCGCCGGUGGCUUUGCCGGGUGCAUCACACGCUUCAUCUGUCAGCCGCUGGAUGUGCUGAAGAUACGCUUCCAGCUGCAGGUGGAACCACUGAGCGAGCAGCACGUGACCUCGAAGUACCGCACCAUUGCCCAAUCGACCCGGUUGGUGUAUCGCGAGGAAGGGCUGCGCGCCUUCUGGAAGGGCCACAACCCGGCCCAGGUACUGUCGAUCAUCUACGGCGUGGCACAGUUUUCCUCGUACGAACGGUUCAACCAUCUGCUGCGGACCGUCGACACGUUCGAGCGGCAUCAGAGCGGGCGCAACUUUGUGUGCGGUGCGUUGAGCGGUACGUUCGCUACGGUCAUAACGUUGCCGCUGGAUGUGGUCCGCACCCGGCUAAUCUCGCAGGAUCCGGGCAAAGGCUAUCGAAGUUCGGUGCAGGGCCUAAAGCUCAUCUACACGUACGAGGGCGUCCGCGGGCUGUACCGAGGGCUGGGACCGAGCGUACUGCAGAUCGCACCGCUCACCGGUGGCCAGUUUAUGUUCUACAACAUCUUUGGCAGCAUGUUCCGGCAGUAUUUCAACAUCAGCGCCAACGAGACGUUACCGGCGAUCGAGCUGUUCAUCUGCGGUGGGCUGGCAGGGCUGUGCACGAAGCUGCUCGUGUACCCGCUCGACCUGGCCAAGAAGCGGUUACAGAUACAGGGCUUUGCGAAAAGCCGCCAAACGUACGGGCGCCACUUUGUGUGUGAUAACAUGUUCAACUGUCUGUACAACAUUGCCAAGCAGGAGGGCAUGAUCGGGCUGUACAAGGGGCUGUAUCCGGCACUGCUGAAGGCGUGCUUUAUGUCCGCGUUUUACUUUGCAAUCUAUGACGAAAUGGUGCUCAUACUGAAUCACUGAUAGUAGUGGUAGGUGGUCGUGGAGCCUGUCUGUCCCCGCGUGUCCCAAAUGUCCCGGCCGAAAAACGACGACGAGGAAAACGGUGCAAAUUGGACGGAGAAAAACACACCCAUCAUACGCUUGUCUUCCAGACACCAGGUGCUCUUCAGGGAGGGUUUUUACAUCAGUGCAUGGCGGUUUUCUCUUGAAAAAAAAAAACGGGGAGAAGGGACGAAGCUCCAGCGCAAGACGAAGCGUUCCAUAUCACACUUGACGUGCAAACUGAACUGAGAAUAUUAAAUCCUAGUAAGCUUCUUGUCCGUACGGCUUACUUGGAUCGUGUAUUGCGAAAAAAUGUUCCUGUGUUAACGACAAAAACAAAGGCUUAAACCCUCAACGGGGGAAACAACUACUACUGCUAGGAGUUAGGUGAACGCUUUACUGCUGUGUCGAAUAAUGCAAUUUCUGCUUCAUCACGAAAGUAGUUUAGUUUAGCGAUUAAGAAACAGAACACAGCUGCACACGCCGCCCAUAGGACGUACGACGCGCGAUCAGUAGUAGUAGCCGUUUACUCUGUAGCACCCCCCACCCACAUUACUACCCGUGCCCUAAAAUGGAUGGCGGCAGUGACUGCCAGACCACCACCACCAUGAAAAACCACUUAUGUACUUACACUUGUGUUGAAUUACUUUCAAUUGUGGAGAUUGUUUUUUUAGUUCCUAACGUCUGGUGGAGUUGUUAGCAGCGGGCAAAUUAAUGUGACGAUAACCGCAUUGUAUUCAGCGAAGCGGAAGGCAAUGAACUCAGGAAAAUGAUUAAGUUACAGUUAAAGAUAUUUACGGGGGAAGAUUUAACUGGCAACUGCUGCUUCACAAGGUUACGGCCAGCAGCUACUUUUCAACACUGUUUCUUGCAAAAUUGUAGCACACGUUGCGUUUUCUUCGUUUGGGGUACCUGGCACAGCACACACCAUGGCGCAUAGUUAAGGAACGAUCCGUAGAAUUUGCAACGCUCACAAAAGAAAAAUGAAAUUGUAUGCACAUAAUGGACCUUAAAACCGCACAGAACAGCAUAGGACACCCAUCCCCACACGAAAAGCACUGUACAGGAAGAAGGGACCUUGGAUGAAAUUAAGAAUGAAUGUAUAGCGCUUUCUGUGCGCGCGCGCCUAGUAAGAUUGGUGGAAUGAGAAACACGAGAUAUUAGAUAAGUAUUUAACACGUUCACUAGCUUUAACGCUUCCAGCGAGAUACCGAGGACAUACGCGAAUAUUGUAUAAAGCACACACACACACACAUGAGUGAUGCGAAAAAUGUAUGUAUGUAUGUUUAUGAAAUAAUCCGUGCGCAAAACGAGAAUUGAAGUAGGCACAGUGUUGUGGGCCCCGGAUACAGCAGCGGAGAGAGAGAAGGAGAGAGAGAGGGAAAAACGAUCGAUUCGAACGACAAUAAAGGGGUGAAGUUAGUACGGUAUCGUAAGUAUCGAAUGUCUAAAAAGCCUACGCGCCGUAAAACGAUAGUCAAUUGGUUUGCUUACUUGGGUCGAACAGAGCAGAAACCAUUCCUGCGUUGACUCUCUAUCAAUUAAUCGUGCACUCCCGCCACCGGCAAACGGAAACGGACCAGUGGUACAAACGCUGAGCAAGAUGGUAUGCGUGCGUAAAAUUGUGAAGUAAAAGGAGAAAUAAUAAAAAACACAAACUAUAAACAGUAAA